AUGGCUUCCAACAGCUUGAAGUUAUUUUACUAUGAUGCCAAAGGUCGAGCAGAAUUAAUCCGACUGGUUCUGGCUGCAGGUGGAAGAGAAUAUGAGAAUGUGAUACUUACUCAGGAUGACUGGCAGACGGAGAAAUACAAGACUCCAUUUGGUCAGCUUCCUGUUAUGGAGAUUGGUGGCAAGAAAUAUGCACAGAGCAUAGCCUUGGCAAAUUAUUGUGCUGCAGAGUGUGGGCUCUAUGGCAAGACCAAUCUUGAUCGUCUGAACAUUGAUCAGGUUGUGUGCCUAGGAAGUGAUCUGGUUAGUCUAGCCACACAAGCAUUCCAUGAAAAAGAUGAGACCAGAAAGGCAGAGAAAAUGAAAAAUUUUGCAGAAGUGGAAGCACCAAGAUUCUUUAACAUGUAUGAAAAGCUUCUGAAAGAGUCAAGCACUGGUUACUUCUGUGGGGACUCUCUAACACUGGCAGACUUGUUUAUCUAUGAUCAAGUGUUUACUGAAUCAAAGUGGAAAACAUUCAAAACUGAAGGAUUCCCUUUAUUGAAUGCUCUCAGGAAGCUGGUGGAAAGUAAUGAGAAGAUAAAGGCAUAUUUAGCCACAAGGAAACCCACAGAAUUCUAA
Molecule: messenger RNA, 618 nt
Organism: Candidula unifasciata
Lineage: Eukaryota; Metazoa; Mollusca; Gastropoda; Stylommatophora; Geomitridae
Source: the annotation of a GenBank genome assembly